UCGGUUAUAGCGUCUUGUACAAAAACUUCUUUUGUUGCUAGGAAACCGAACCUCUGCAUUACUUUUCUUAACAUUAUUUAUUGUCGUUAUUGUACAAACCAAUCACUCAUAAUACGGGUGGGAUUGUAAAUAACCAUAAAUUAAUUAAUUGCUUUAUUUGCUUGUAUCCCUUUUUGUGCAUGUUGCAUUUUAGUUUUAACUAGGGUUAGCUUUCUGUUCGAUGCUUUUAUUGUGAAGGGGAAACUUCCGGUGUAACUGUUAACACAAAGACAGCUUAACGGCAGCCAAAAGCCCGAGGACAAGUUGGAGCUAAAAUGUUUCGUGUUGCUAGCAGCCCGUUUUCUAGAAGCACACGGUUUGGCUGAUUUUGAAAGCAGAAGAAGAGAGUGGAGCCUCUGAUGUGUCACUUCCUGCUGCGAUGCAGAGUUCAGUCUGAGAAGAAGAAGAAGAAGUUGAUGUGGAGGAUCAUCUCCUCGCUGUGACCAACAUGAAGCUGCUUCAGCUCCUCUGGAUCCUCCAGCUGAGCUCGCUCUCUCCAGUUCUUCUUGAUGUUUUCACUCCAGACCCUCUGACAACAGAGACGCCUGAAGAGUUUGACUACGACCCUUAUGUUCAUCACCUCAACGCUACAUGCAGGUGGACUCUCAGGAUGCCUGGAGACCGCACGAGGAGGCCAGUUCCAGUCUCACCGGAUUAUUUAGACAUUCUGACUAAGCAGGUCUGCAAGGACCUUAAAUGUGGAAAAGUUCAUACUGUGAAGAAAACCACAUCGCCUGUCAAUAGCAAGUGCUUCCAUGACUGUCUGCUCCGGGACUGGCACCUGAAGAGCUGCUUAAAGACGUUGACGGCAGGAUGCAUCGUGGCCAUGGAAGUGGUCUGUGGUCAUCAGUCCGUUCGGCUGGAGGGAGCUAAGGGUCAGUGCGCCGGGCGGGUGGAGGUCUGGAAGGACAGGAUGUGGGGCACGGUGUGUGACGACAGAUUUGACCUGAGAGAAGCCAACGUGGUUUGCGCCCAGCUGGGCUGUGGGACCGCUCUAAAGGUGACGGGUCAGAAUGGAUUGUUCCCUCCAGGGAGCGGACCGAUUCACCUAGACGAGCUGAACUGCACCGGGAACGAGCAGAACCUGUGGUUCUGUCCGGGUGUCCAGGAAAACUCCGACUGCGGACACAAAGAGGAUGCUGGUGUGGUGUGUUCAGUAUCUAAGGCGUCCUUCGGAGUCACCACAGCAGCUCCUCCUGCAGCCGCCCCUUCUCCAGAACAUCUCUGCAUCAUAUUUCUGUCUAUUGCAGUGCUUGGUCUGACCAUCCUGAACCUGGUUCUCUGCUGCCUUUUCUGCCACUGCCACGUUGGUUCUAACGUUUGCAAAGGUGAGGCCAGCAGAGCCGUUGGUUUGAAGAACCUGAUGAACGUGACUCUGUGGUCGACGAAGUGGAAACAAAAAUGGACCAAAGUAAAGCCUGUUCAUGAAGAAGAAGAAGUUGAUGUGGAGGAUCAUCUCCUCGCUGUGACCAACAUGAAGCUGCUUCAGCUCCUCUGGAUCCUCCAGCUGAGCUCGCUCUCUCCAGUUCUUCUUGAUGUUUUCACUCCAGACCCUCUGACAACAGAGACGCCUGAAGAGUUUGACUACGACCCUUAUGUUCAUCACCUCGGCAGCACAUGCAGGUGGACUCUCAGGAUGCCUGGAGACAGGAGUGGGGAGGCGGUUCCACUCCCACCGGAUUUUUUAGACACUCUGGCUGACCAGGUCUGCCAGGACCUUAAAUGUGGAAGAGUUUAUGCUGUGAAUAAAACCACGCCACCUCCCAACAUCAAGUGCUACCAGCAGUGUCUUUUCCGGGAUUGGCGUCUGCAGAAGUGCUUACAGGUAGAGAUGGCAGACUGCAUCAUCACCACAGAAGUGGUCUGUGGUCAUCACUCUGUUCGGCUGAAGGGACAUGAGGAUCAGUGCGCCGGGCGGGUGGAGGUCUGGAAGGACGGAAAAUGGGGCACGGUGUGUGACGACAGAUGGGACCUGAAUAAUGGCGACGUGGUUUGUGACCAGCUCGACUGUGGGAUCGCUCUCAGGGUGACGGGUCAGAAUGGAUUGUUCCCUCCAGGGAGCGGACCGAUUCACCUAGAAGAGCUGAACUGCACCGGGAACGAGCAGAACCUGUGGUUCUGUCCGGGUGUCCAGGAAAACUCCUACUGCGGACACAAAGAGGAUGCUGGUGUGGUGUGUUCAGCAGCAGAAAGAGGAGGCGCGUCGGACGGAAACGCUGCAGGAUCUGCCGCUUUCCGCAGCCAUGCUUCACCGGAGAGGACAGACGGCGCCUCCUCACUUUCGCUCCAUCCCUCCUCUCCACAACAACACAACUGUAACCCAGACAGUCAAAUAAAUGAUCAGAACAUAUCUAAUGAAAAAAAAUAUCCAGUGACAUACCUGCAACUGGCGAGAAACCAGACUUCAUCAGACGAAAAGGAAAACUGCGACGGGUGCCUCGAGCGUCUCCUGAAGGUGGCUCAGGGAUCUGCGACUGUGAUAGCAGGAGAAGAAGAAGAAGUUGAUGUGGAGGAUCAUCUCCUCGCUGUGACCAACAUGAAGCUGCUUCAGCUCCUCUGGAUCCUCCAGCUGAGCUCGCUCUCUCCAGCUCUUCUUGAUGCUUCCGCUCCAGAUCCUGGGGUCCAAGUGGCACCUGAAGACAUGGACGACGACCCUUAUGUUCAUCACCUCAACGCUACAUGCAGGUGGACUCUCAGGAUGCCUGGAGACAGGAGUGGGGAGGCGGUUCCACUCCCACCGGAUUUUUUAGACACUCUGGCUGAGUGGAUCUGCCAGGACCUUAAAUGUGGAAGAGUUCAUAUUAUGAAGGAAAUUGUUGCGCCUCAAGACAGCAAGUGCUUCCAGGACUGUAGGUACCAGGACCGCCAUCUACGGAGCUGCUUAGAGACGUUUACAGCAGGAUGCAACGUUACCACAGAAGUGGUUUGUGGUCAUCAGUCCGUUCGGCUGGAGGGAGCUAAGGGUCAGUGCGCCGGGCGGGUGGAGGUCUGGAAGGACAGGAUGUGGGGCACGGUGUGUGACGACAGAUUUGACCUGAGAGAAGCCAACGUGGUUUGCGCCCAGCUGGGCUGUGGGACCGCUCUAAAGGUGACGGGUCAGAAUGGAUUGUUCCCUCCAGGGAGCGGACCGAUUCACCUAGACGAGCUGAACUGCACCGGGAACGAGCAGAACCUGUGGUUCUGUCCGGGUGUCCAGGAAAACUCCGACUGCGGACACAAAGAGGAUGCUGGUGUGGUGUGUUCAGAAUCUAAGGCGUUGUUUAAAGUAACUACACCAGCUUCUCCGUCAGCCGUUUAUUCUCCAGAACAUAUCGCCAUCACAUUGCUGUCUGUUCUAGUGGUUUUAUUUGCCAUUAUCAACAUGUUUCUCUGCUGCCUUCACUUCAAACGGCACAGAAGGUCCUCACCUGAUGAGCGAGGUGAGCAGAAGACAGCAGACGCUGAUCUGAAGGUCCAGGUGACUGUGCCAUGCGUCCUUGAGAGGGGCUGGAGAUACUUCCACUCCAGAUAUGCCCUUGAAGAAGAAGAAGUUGAUGUGGAGGAUCAUCUCCUCGCUGUGACCAACAUGAAGCUGCUUCAGCUCCUCUGGAUCCUCCAGCUGAGCUCGCUCUCUCCAGCUCUUCUUGAUGCUUCCGCUCCAGAUCCUGGGGUCCAAGUGGCACCUGAAGACAUGGACGACGACCCUUAUGUUCAUCACCUCAACGCUACAUGCAGGUGGACUCUCAGGAUGCCUGGAGACAGGAGUGGGGAGGCGGUUCCACUCCCACCGGAUUUUUUAGACACUCUGGCUGACCAGGUCUGCCAGGACCUUAAAUGUGGAAGAGUUUAUGCUGUGAAUAAAUUCAACCUGCCUCCCAAAGACAAGUGCUUCCAGGACUGCGUGUACCAGAACCAGCGUCUACAGAGCUGCUCAGAGACGUUUACUCCAGGAUGCAUCGUGAUCUCAGAAGUGGUUUGUGGUCAUCAGUCCGUUCGGCUGGAGGGAGCUAAGGGUCAGUGCGCCGGGCGGGUGGAGGUCUGGAAGGACAGGAUGUGGGGCACGGUGUGUGACGACAGAUUUGACCUGAGAGAAGCCAACGUGGUUUGCGCCCAGCUGGGCUGUGGGACCGCUCUAAAGGUGACGGGUCAGAAUGGAUUGUUCCCUCCAGGGAGCGGACCGAUUCACCUAGACGAGCUGAACUGCACCGGGAACGAGCAGAACCUGUGGUUCUGUCCGGGUGUCCAGGAAAACUCCGACUGCGGACACAAAGAGGAUGCUGGUGUGGUGUGUUCAGAUUCGAAGGCGUUUUUUGGAGUAACCACAGAAGUUGCUCCAGAUGCUCCUCAGACUGAGUUGAUGACCACAGCUCGUCUCGUCGGCGUUCCGUCGCCUGAACGUCUCGGCAUCGUGGUUCUGGCUCUUGGACUGCUUGUUUUUGCCAUCCUGAAUUUGGUUCUGUGCUGCCUUUACAGGCGACGGCACGUCUUGCUCCUGCAGCAGACUCGCUCCAAGCAGGCGGCGCCCAGCGAUCCUCCUCAGAAUCUCUACAAGGCGAACCAGAACCUGGUGAGAGCCGGUCCCGUCCCGCUGCAGGCCGCCGUCCCGUCCGAGUCCAGGACCGCGUGGAGCCGGACCAGGAGAGCGGACAGCGGGUCGGGAGACCCGGACUGUGAGCCGUCUGCCAGGAUGUCCACCUUUUACAAUUCUCAGAGAUACAGAACAGACCUGAAGCCUUCAGCUCUCAGCAGCCUGAGUGAGGAAGGCUCCAGAGCGGCCACAGACGGUCAGUUCGGCCGAGCGUCCAGGAUCUCGGAGGAUUCCUUCGACUCGUCCAGCACCUCGUCUGGCGAAUGCUACGAAAACGUGAUUCCCAGCCAGAACCCGACCCGGUCAGGCGGGUCCACAAGCCAACAGAACCUGACAUCAGAAUCGGGUCAGAACCGGGCUGGGAGCCCGCCACCCUACACAAACACUGGUUUCCAGUUUGCACUGGGAGGGAAGGGGGCGGAGCCAAGCUCAGGUAAAGGUCAGCGAGAGACGACCUCACACGUCCAUCGGCACGAUGCUGACGCUCCUCUGUCGCUAGGUGAUGAUGAAGAUGAUUAUUGUCCUGUGAGCCCAGACUGAAAACCUUCAUCUGAUGAUGAUGAUGGGAAGGAAGGACAUCCUCCCCUCCCCCCCAGAGGAACAUUCAUGGAUUCAUCUUCAGAUUGUGAAACAAUUAGAAGCAGAAAUCAGAUUUUCAUUCCUGAUCAGAAAUUGGAUCAGACUUUGGUCCAAUCAG
This is a messenger RNA of Xiphophorus couchianus (Monterrey platyfish), 5303 nucleotides long. RefSeq lists its product as uncharacterized. NCBI's taxonomy places the organism in Eukaryota, Metazoa, Chordata, Actinopteri, Cyprinodontiformes, Poeciliidae. Gene Ontology annotation, biological process: zymogen activation. Gene Ontology annotation, cellular component: plasma membrane. The record is from RefSeq and is a predicted model, not a curated record. Gene Ontology annotation, molecular function: serine-type endopeptidase activity. The coding region runs from base 488 to 5146 and encodes 1552 amino acids. The transcript has 34 exons.